Rotaria sp. Silwood1 is the source of this 1194-nucleotide messenger RNA. Lineage: Eukaryota; Metazoa; Rotifera; Eurotatoria; Philodinida; Philodinidae. The record is from the annotation of a GenBank genome assembly.
AUGAUCUUUUGUUCUCGUGUUAUUCUAUUAAUAAUUCACCAGAAAUCGAAGUGGUCUGUUGUUAAUCGUCUUAAACAACCAUGCCGUUUUUUUGGUGGAAUGGAUACAUCACCAUCUAAUGUGAUGAGAAAUGCUCAAGUUCAAACAAUAUACUCAGACACACUUAGUAUACCUAAUCAAGGUCGAUUAGAAGUUCGAUGUCCAUUUAAUCUUCAUGUGGCACCAAUUCAUCCAACAGAUUUUCCAAGACUUGAUAAAGCUUUCUUUACUAUUUAUGGUGACAGUGGUUUUAAAUUUUCAAAAGAAACAUGGAAUAAAUUAUUUAAAUUUUCCACUGUGUUUAAUGCUGAUAGUCGAACACUUCAUGUUAUUGGUGGUUUCACUGAAUCAGGUGAAAAAGAAUUAGGUGAAGAAGCUCAUACAUUGGAAGUUUAUUGUCAAAUUCCUCCACAUUAUGAACUCGAUAUUAAUUGUAUGGAUAAUAAUAAUGUUAAUGCUGAACAUCUUCAAAGUCCUCGUGUUCAUAUUCAAACAAAACGUGGUGAAUGUUCCCUAAAAAAUAUAAUUGCAGACAGUAUUGUUGUACACAGUCAAGCAGGAGAUAUAAAAUGUUUUGGUUCAUUACAUGGAACAAUCGAUUUAAGCACGGAAAGAGAGGGUAUAAUACAAGCAUCUAAAUUACAAGGCGGUUUUAUUCGUUUAAAAGUUGAAAAUUCUGAUAUUCGUGUAAAAAGUAUUUAUGCCGAACAUUUUUUUAUUCAAGGACAACAUGGACACUUUAGGGUGGGAAACUUACAUGGCCAUGGAAUCGUGGAUUUGAAUAGAGGUUCAAUAAAAAUCGGAUCCAUUGAUGGUGAUGUGAGUCUUCAAUGUGAAAAAGGUGAUGUAAAGGCUUUUUUUUCAUCGACGGAUUUAUCAACAAUACGAGCUCAAGAAGGUGAUGUUGAUUUAGGUAUUAUUGAAACGACAGGCAUUCAAUUAAACCUUGUUGGUAAACGCGUUCAAGUAGAAGAACAGACAGAACACUUUCAUAUGGAAACAAUAAGAAAAGCAGGCAUUGUUCAAGUACAAGGUUAUAUAUCCGAUGAAUCAGCUCGCGCAUCGAUUGAUGUUAAUGCACCAAAGGGGACUGUUCAUCUUCAUGUACGAGAUUGGUUUUCCACAUUAAAACUUGACCGACAUCUUGAUCAUUAA